Molecule: messenger RNA, 1371 nt
Organism: Aaosphaeria arxii CBS 175.79
Lineage: Eukaryota; Fungi; Ascomycota; Dothideomycetes; Pleosporales
Exons: 3
Coding region: 1-1371 (456 amino acids)
Source: RefSeq, a predicted model, not a curated record
AUGGGUUUACUAGCCCCAGCGAAACCUUUGAGAACCUUGCUUGCAAGGGUGUAUGGUCUUCCCCCCGAGCUUCAGGAAUUGAUAUUUGGGUUUUCGCUAAAUCAACCGGGAGGGUAUUGGCUUUUCGACAAGGAAAUCCUCACUGUGCUCAAAGCAUUACAUGCAUGGCCGGAGAAGAGAAGCCGUCAGCUUUCAUUAGGUGGGUCUCUGUUCGCGCGAUGGGUCACAUUUGGCUCGAUGUCGUAUCUUGCAGGCCUGUACGAGCAUCAUGUGCCAGGCUCUCUGAAAAUCGAACCAAGUCAAGCAGAGUGGGACCGUAUUGUUAUUCAUUGGAACGAUUCUCGUAUAGCUGGACUCGACCUCGUUAGGUCCGAUAUGGCACUGGUCACUACAGAAGGGCUUGACUCUGUUCAAAUAAUCCGUCGGCCGACGUGCGCAAACUUGUGGGUCACGAUGCAAGGUCUGUUUGUCUCUCGAAUUGACCCAUAUAACGACUGUAGUCAGCGUUUCUUUUGGAACAGUUCUACCCCUUUGCUAUGUAACGAUUUUCCAGAGUUCCCUAUCCUCGACUUAUUCAGUACGGAUAAAGACGCGAGCAUUACUUGUCUGGCUUUGGAGGGGCUGAGUGGAGUGACGAUUGGUCAUUGCCAAGGCCGAAUUGAAGCAAUUUAUCUACACAGAGAUAUCGAAGACAGCUCUCACAUAUAUGGACAAGCACACAGCUUUGUCACGUGGACCCAUUGUCCGUUUGACAGAGGAGAGACUAUUGUGGGUAUAUGGCUGGUCCGUAACGGGGGAACUGGGUUAAUCAUCAACACGACGUCGAAGGUCGCAUGGUUAUGCCCAUACACUGACUGGCGCAAUCCUUCAUCAAUCCGUCGUCUCGCAUUACCCAGAACAAAGGUCAUCUACCAUACCUCUUGUAUGCAGGGAUUUGGGUCCAUACCAGCGAUCCCUCAUCAACUAAGCACUCCUCGGGAUUGCGGAGAGUGCAGCUUUCCAGAUUUUCCACUUCUCCUUCGUGGGUAUUGUCAGUAUCACUGGACGUGUUCUAUGGCAUCUUUGGAAAACGUUCAAGCAGUUCGAUCAUGCCCAAGGGGGGGUAUAGAGCUGAGAUACAGUGGCUUUCGCCAUUGUCUCGGUGACUUCAGACCUUGCGAAGCGACGGAUUGGUGCGAGAAUCCUGCCUAUUUCAAGGUCACCUCCACAGCCCGCUUAUGCUACAGGAUCACUUUCUUCAAGGAGGGAGAAAAAGACGACGAAUCUGGACUUUUGUUACUGGGCGGAAAGGAAGUUAUUUUCUGGUCGCGCCAAGAUGAUUUGAUCAUUGAAGUUAAGGUCAUCAAUCAAGCUGAGCAAAGGGCAGAGUAG